GGGUUUGGAGAUUCUAUACCUUAUGUUUCCUGGGGCUUUUGUUUUAUAUGUUUGAAGAAGUCGUCUUUCUUUCUCUUAAGACAAACAAACAAAAACCCCUUUUUUGAUAUCGAUUCCCCCCUAUUCCACACUUCGCUAAGCAAUUGCUGCGGUACCGUGUUGAAUUGAAUUGUCUGUCUACCUACCUUAUCUCCCUAAGGUUUAUAGGUAUAUAUAUAUAUCAUGGCAUUGGAGGAGGAGAAAUACACCCCUGGGAACUCAGGGCUUGAAUUAUUGCCCGUUGAGCUGUUGCAAAAGAUAUUGUUCGCGGCGAGUUUGAAUGCGGAUUGUGUGCCGCUGGAUUGUGUGGCUCGGUCUCUUCAAGAUGUAGAAGAAGAAGAAAAAAAUCAAAAUUCCAAAAAAGCAGGAGGAAGAGGAGAAAAAGCAGGUCUUCUUCCCUGUCUUCUCACAUCCCGCACCAUAUACACCACAGCACUCCGAAUCAUGUACCGCAAAGUAUCCAUAUCACUCGCUCCAAACCUGACGAGUUUACGUUUCCAGCUUGAGCGGUUUCCAACUCGAGGGCGCUUUUUGCGCUCUCUUGAUCUAUCAUCUAUAGACGAUGUGGCUCUUCCUCUUCCUCUUUCGCAUCAUCAUCAUCAUACGACGGAAGAGGAGGAGGCAGGAGGUCUCGCGAGUGAUCUGGAAGCUUGUAUCGAUCGCACGCCUUUGCUUCAACAUCUUCUCAUCUCUCCCAAGAUAUCGAAUCUUUUACCUACGAGGCUGUUCGAGAAAUUAUUCACGGCGCUGACGUAUUUGAAGACGCUGUCUUUGGAAAAUUGCAUUACGCCGAACCUCACCUCCGCUCUUACACAUCUCCUAGAAGAUCAAACCGAAACCGAAACCGAAACCCCCUCCUCAAACAAAAAAAUCAUCCCAUCAAUCACCCUCCUCAACCUAUCCCAUUGCACCACCCUCCCAUCUUCGAUCUUCGAGCUUCUGACUCCGCAUCUUUCGGAUCUACAGGUUUUGAAUGUUGAGGAGACGCAGAUGAGUUGCGCUGCGCUGAAGAAGAUUCCUAGAUGUGCGAGGGUUACGCAUUUGAAUUUGAAUCGGUGCGCGGGGCUUGAGGAGGAGGAGGAGGAGUUGUUUAAAGUUCUACGCACGCAUCCAGCAUUCACACAUACUCUCUCAUCUCUCGAACUCGCCCAUCAUCUCUCCCCCUCCACCACCACCUCCUCAUCCUCCUCCUCCUCCCAUCUAACACCACUCCUAAGCACCCUCACCCUCUCACCCCUCCGGAUUCUCGACCUCUCAGGGCAUAACAUGGAAACCUCACAUCUCUCACAAAUCAAAAAGCUCGCAGAUCAAGAGCUUCAGAUCGUGAGGCUUGGACGCGGACUCUCGAUGGAUGAUAUCGAGGGUUUGUUUUGGGAUGCGAAGGAUUUGGAAGGUGUUGAUAAAUUACCUGUUUCUUCGGAUUAUUUCAGUCCAUCUGGAUCCGGGGGAGCAGGAGAAGGAGAAGGAGAAGGAGGAAAACAAGAAGAAAACCCCACCCUAAAAACCCUCCGCAACGCGAUUCUAAGCUGCAAAUUAAAACGCCGAAUCCGAUCCCUCUCUCCCCCUCCCUCCCCAGUCAUCAAAGGGAUCAAAAUCCUAGACCUAACAAGUCUAGAAGUCGCAGAACAGGUUAGGAUUCAAGGAUCGGUGAUUUUGGGACGGGGGAGUUUGAAAAUGGUGGUGCUUGGGGGAGAUGUGUAUGACAGGGGGAUGAAUGAUGAUGAUGAUGAUUUAUGAAAAGGAAAAGGGAAAGGGAAAAAGUUUUGGGUUUAUUCUAAUCAUAAUUAAUCAAUCAAUCAAGAAAUACACAUCGUAGGAUUGAUCAUAAUACGUACCUAUCUUCACCUCCUGUCUCCAUAACAAGCUUACCUU
Molecule: messenger RNA, 1911 nt
Organism: Amorphotheca resinae ATCC 22711
Lineage: Eukaryota; Fungi; Ascomycota; Leotiomycetes; Helotiales; Amorphothecaceae
Exons: 3
Coding region: 223-1776 (517 amino acids)
Source: RefSeq, a predicted model, not a curated record